This is a messenger RNA of Sipha flava (yellow sugarcane aphid), 1607 nucleotides long. RefSeq names its product hyaluronidase-like. NCBI's taxonomy places the organism in Eukaryota, Metazoa, Arthropoda, Insecta, Hemiptera, Aphididae. The record is from RefSeq and is a predicted model, not a curated record. The transcript has 6 exons. Gene Ontology annotation, molecular function: hyalurononglucosaminidase activity. Gene Ontology annotation, biological process: defense response; hyaluronan catabolic process; carbohydrate metabolic process. The coding region runs from base 39 to 1370 and encodes 443 amino acids.
AGCGCGCGCUUAGUACACAGUUGCAUAACGUCUUGGAAAUGACGAGCAACUACUCGCCGAUGCGUCUGCUGCGAUCGUUGUCGUCGUCGGCACCUCGGACGCGUUCCGUCGGCCACUUCGCGGUUUCGUGUUCGCUGCUGCUGCUGCUGCUGCUGCUCCGCGUCCCGUCCACCGAAUCCUUCAGCAUUUCCUGGGGUGGGGGAUUUGCUCGCAGGUUAUUCGGCGAUAGCGGGUACAGAGGAUUGUUCUACCCCAAGUACAUCGAUACUGGCGACUACUAUGCACCAGUGGCCGAAGGAAGUUCGCAUUACAAUGACGUAUUAGACGAUUUCCGCGUGUAUUGGAACGUGCCCACGUUCCAAUGUCACAAAUACGGGUACAACUUCACGGAAGUGGCCGAGUGGGGCAUACAGCAGAACGCGGACGAUGAUUUCCGCGGUGACAAGAUUAAUCUGCUCUACGACCCCGGCUUGUUCCCGGCCCUGAUGCAGGGCGGUGGUUCUGAGCGGAGCGACUACGUGGUCCGGAACGGGGGCGUUCCCCACGAGGGUAACCUCACCAAGCAUUUGGACAUAUUCAGCAGGGACGUAGUCACCAAGCUGGUGCCGGACCCUAAAUUCUCGGGGUUAGCUGUUAUUGAUUUUGAACACUGGCGUCCUAUGUUUGAAGAAAACUUUGGUUCAUUAUAUGCGUACCAAGAGUAUUCUAUGGAAAUCGAAAAAUACAACCAUCCGGAUUGGGGAAAAAAAGACCUCCGAAAAGAGGCUUCGAGGAAGUUUGAAAAAGCUGCUACUCAGUUCCUGAAGCGGACACUACAUAUUGCAAAAUCAUUAAGGCCGUACGCGUAUUGGGGAUAUUACGGAUACCCGUUUUGUUUCAAUUACACACCGAAGAACGAUCAAGCGAAAUGUUCGCCGAACGUGAUAAAAAACAACGAAAAGUCCAAAUGGCUUUUCGAAGAGAGUACAGCUAUUUAUCCGUCUUUAUAUUUUAAAUAUGAAAAUAUGAAUUCGGAAAAGAGAGCUAAGUUUAUGCAAGGCAGAAUGACGGAAGCCGGACGUGUGGCGAAAAUGAGUGAUUCGAGAAAAUUUAUUUACCCAUACACAUGGCUUAAAUACUACGACACGAAACAAUUUGUUGAAAAGGACGAUCUGAUGAAUUCGUUUUUGAUACCGAAGAAAAACGACGCGUCCGGCGUGAUCAUCUGGGGAGCGUCGAACGACGUGAACAGUGAAAGGAAAUGUAAAGCGAUGCACAACUAUUUGACCGGCGUGCUCGGGCCCACGCUCAAGUCGUUUUACAAGAACAACCGGAAAGUGGUGAGAAAACGAAAAGCGAAAAUCGACAGCAUAUUCGAUUACUUCAUCUGAUGUCGACCGCGUACAAUGAUAUUAUAAGCUCGUGUUUUAAUGGCGUUACAUUAACCGUUGCGAGUUACCUAUAUGUGUAAAUGAUAAUACUAUUAUUAUUGUUAUUAUUAUUAUUAUUAUUAUUAUUAUUAUUAUUAUUAAUUCCACUGUGACUGUUGUGUACAUAUAAAUAUUACUACUAACUUAUUAUAAAUAUAAAUGAACUACAUAUGUUAAUAAAUGUCCGUGUUAAUCAUU